This is a messenger RNA of Plasmodium falciparum 3D7, 1053 nucleotides long. RefSeq names its product rifin. NCBI's taxonomy places the organism in Eukaryota, Apicomplexa, Aconoidasida, Haemosporida, Plasmodiidae. The transcript is spliced from 2 exons. The record is from RefSeq and is a predicted model, not a curated record. The coding region runs from base 1 to 1053 and encodes 350 amino acids.
AUGAAAGUACAUUAUAUUAAUAUAUUAUUGUUUGUUAUUCCAUUAAAUAUAUUGAUAAAUGACCAAAGGAACCAUAAAAGCACCACACAUCAUACAUUAAAAAUACCAAUCACUAGAUUAUUAUGCGAAUGUGAAUUAUAUACACCUGCCAACUAUGAUAAUGACCCACAAAUGAAAGAAGUUAUGGAUAAUUUCAAUCGUCAAACACAACAGAGAUUUCAUGAAUAUGACGAACGUAUGGUCGAAAAACGAAUGCAAUGUAAAGAUAAAUGCGAUAAAGAAAUCCAAAAAAUUAUAUUAAAAGAUAAAUUAGAAAAAGAAUUAAUGGACAAAUUUGCCACAUUACAUACGGAUAUACAAAGUGACGCUAUUCCAACAUGUGUUUGCGAAAAGUCUGUGGCGGACAAAAUGGAAAAAGGAUGCUUGAGAUGUGGAAGUAUAUUAGGUGCCGCGAUGCCUGAAAUGGGCUCGAUAGGUGGAAGUCUUUUAAGUGCUUUAAGUGCCUGGAAACCUGUGGCAAUUGAGGCUGCUGAAAAAGCGGCCAUAGCUAAGGCUACUGAUCUUGCUACGCAAGCUGGUAUGAGAGAAGUCGUCCUUAAAAUUGAGCAAUUUCUUAAGAAUUUUACUGAAAAAGAAGGAUUAGUUAACUUCACAUCAGUUGUUAAUAAAUCAAAUUUUAAAUGUCCUACUGCUCUAUUUCAAAAUGCUAAUGAACUACUAAGUGAUUCGUGUAUACCUGAUGAAGUAACUAAUAGGACGAGUACUUUUUGUAGUACGAUAGCCUACGGUGAGAAAACUACGUUUGAACCUUUCGCACAAGCUGGUGCUACCACAUUUCAGGAGACAUUGACAGCCAAAACACCAGUACUUCAAGCAAGAUACACAGCUGCAGUAAAAACUGCAUAUGGAGGUUACCAGACUGCUAUUAUUGCUUCGAUUGUUGCAAUAGUGGUCAUAGUUUUAAUUAUGGUAAUAAUAUAUAAGAUUUUACGUUAUCGACGAAAAAAAAAAAUGAAGAAAAAACUACAAUACAUAAAAUUAUUAGAAGAAUAA